AUGACCGUCCUGGGCCCUGAGGAUACAGCCAAGAACACGGGCAGCCCAGCCCUCCGGGACUCACAGGCGCUUGCAGCGCUGUGCCGUGGCCGUCCUCCAGGAAAACAGGCGGGGCAGAGGAAGCUGAAGAGCGAGGUGGAGAAGCUCUUCGAAGACACUCUGAUUGAGGUCCUUGAGAAGAUCCCCAAGGGCCACAGUGAAGGGGAGGGGCCGGAGGAGGCCCUCGUGGAGACCGUGGUGGAGCACUAUGGGAAGCUCUUCACCAUCAACCAGGACAUCCAGAAGCAUCUGGAGGCCUUCUCCAAGAGGAACCAGGUCGUCCACCAGAGCCUGGGGUCUCUAGAGGAGAGUCAUAGGGCUCUUACCCCGAGCCUCAAGAUUCUGCUGUGUCAGCUGCAAAAGAGGUGUCGCCGCAAGCAGGAACAGUGGUGACAGUUGGAACACCAUGUUGCCUACCAGAGAGACGUGGACAGCUGUGAUGAAGAGCUGCUCAACUACAUGCACGUGGCCAUCAACAACAUGGUCCAGCAGUGUUCGCCCUCCGCCCACAGCGUGCCCAAGAGCAGGGACCUCUUCUCCAAGCUCGACCUGAUUCAGGAAUUUAUGUUGGACAAAAUGGAGACAGUGAGAUUUAUAUCACUGCGCGUGGAACCCAGAGUGUGCUGGUCAGCGGACAGUGACAAGAGUGAGGGCCUCAGAAGAUACCCCAGGUCCUUCAGGAAAUGCCCAAGGGAUCGAGAUUCGAUCCCCCAAACGCCCUUUCCCAGCACCCAGACUUCAGCACGCUCCAGCCCAUAUGGACCAGGCCGGCCACCAAGCCAGCCCUGCCAGCCUCAGGACCAUCUCCUUAGCCCCUCGGCCUCCUUUUGUCACCACAGUGCCCCCAAGUGGACCGGGGAGCACGGCAGGCUGGGGGUCCUGAAUUUGUUCAUCGGGGGCGUCUCCUCAGAAGCAGAAGCAGGGGUGAAAGGGGCAAAGCAGCUCUAUGGGGGUCUCUCUCAUAAGGGCACAAAUCCCAUUCCUGGGGGCGCCACCCUCAUGAUCUAA
Molecule: messenger RNA, 1047 nt
Organism: Puma concolor (puma)
Lineage: Eukaryota; Metazoa; Chordata; Mammalia; Carnivora; Felidae
Source: RefSeq, a predicted model, not a curated record